Messenger RNA from Vigna unguiculata (cowpea), 2111 nucleotides. Its product is annotated as vicilin-like seed storage protein At4g36700. The record is from RefSeq and is a predicted model, not a curated record. NCBI's taxonomy places the organism in Eukaryota, Viridiplantae, Streptophyta, Magnoliopsida, Fabales, Fabaceae.
GUAAUCAAUCAUAGUUUCCAUCCAAGUUCCCUCACAAUGUUAACAAUGGAGCCUGAAAGAAAAGCUUGGAUCUUGAUCUUCUUCCUUACCAUUUCCCUGUGUGGGGUGAAAGCAUCAAGUGAAGGUCACCAUGGCGAGCCUCAAGAGGGUCCUGUGGUGAAAAAGGAUCAGAGAAGGACAUUACUUGCCACUGAGUUCGGACAGAUAACCGCCCUUGACAUCAAGGAAGAACCAGACAAACUUCCCUACCAUCUUCAGUUCAUCACAUUGGAGCCAAACUCGCUAUUUCUUCCUGUGCUUCUACAUGCAGAUAUGGUAUUUUAUGUUCAUACAGGGAGUGGAAAGCUGACUUGGGCACAUGAUGAUGAUACUGGCACGAUCCCUUUACGCGAAGGAGAUCUCUGCAAUCUCGUUGAAGGAUCUGUUUUCUAUAUACAGAGCGACUUAGAGGCUGAGAGAAGGAAACUGAGGAUCUAUGCAAUGUUAACCAAUACAGAAGACAAUACUUUUAAUCCAUCGAUCGGUGCUUACUCAAGAAUCGACCGACUGGUCAAGGGCUUUGAUAAGAGAAUCAUGCAAGCAGCUUUGAAGGUACCAGAUGAUUUGAUAGAAGAAAUCGUCAACAAGAAAAAUACCCCAGCUAUAGUGCAUGCGGAUUCAAAGAAGACGAAUAUUGUCAAGACACUGGAGGCUUCGUUUCUUAAAAAUUUUGUAGGUGUUGGGUCCAACUCCAACAAACUCGAAAAAUACAACAUCCUUAAUCAUGACCCUGACUUCAAAAAUCGUUAUGGUAGUAGCGUAGCAGUGUCCAAAAGGCAACUAAAGUCAUUGAAGCGGACGAACAUUGGAUUUCUGAUGGUGCAUUUGAACGAGGGGUCAAUAUUGGGGCCUCAUUGGAACCCGAAGGCAGCAGAGUUGGCAGUGGCAGUAGAAGGGAAAGGCAUGGUCCGAGUGGUAAAUGGAAGCAGCACUGAAGAUGAGACAGAAAGCCAAAACAUGAGGUUUAAGGUUAACGCGGGUGAUGCUUUUGUGGUGCCUAGGUUUCAUUCAAUGGCUCAGAUGGCAUUCAACGAUGAACCGUUUGUUUUUCUGGGCUUCAGCACUUCAGCAAAGGACAACCAUCCUCAAUUUUUGGCGGGAAAGGGAUCUGUGCUUGACAAUCUGGACAAGCAUAUACUGGCUACCUCUUUGGGUGUAAGUGACAGAACCGCUGAGGAACUUCAGCGUUCUCCAAGAGAUGCCAUCAUUUUCGGGUGCAGCUCCUGCGCAGAGGAAGAGGAGAAUACAAUGGAGGAGGAAGAAAGGGAGAGGAAGAGAGAGGAGGAGGAGAGAAAGAGAGAAGAAGAGGAAGAAGACAGGAAGCAAGAGAGAGAGAGGGAGAGAGAGGAAGAGGAAGCCAAAAGACAGCAAGAAGAGAGGGAAAAGAAGCGUGAGGAGGAGGAAGAGAGAGAGCAUGAAGAAGGUGGUGGGAGAGGGAAAGAAAGGGAAAGGAAAGAAGAGAGGGAGAGGGAGGAAGAAGAAGCUAGAAGGCAACAGGAGAAGAGGGAAAAGAAAAGAGAGAAAGAAAAAGGAGAAGAAACAGAAGACAAAAGAGAGCAAGAAAAGGAGCAAGAUCAAGAUAAAAGGGAAGGGGAAAGGGAAGCGGAAGCAGCAGCACAGAAGGAGCAAGAACAAGCUAGAAGAGAGCAAGAAAAGAGAGAGAAGAAGCGACAGGAGGAAGGACAAAGGGAAGGAAAAGAAGAAGAAGAUCCGACAUGGUGGGAGAGACCGAGGAGAGAGAAGGGGAAGAGAUCAUCAUCAGAAGAAGAAGUAGCAGAAGAGGAGCAAGAACAAGCCAAGAGACAACAAGAAGAGAGGGAGAAAAGAAGAGAGCAAGAGGGUGAUGCUGAUCCCUUUGAAGGAAGGAGAGCUUUGAAAGUCAGGAACGUUUGAUUUCGUCUUAAGUAUUUGGCUCUAGCUCGUCCUAUGUAUUACAAUAAUAAGAGCUGUUUUGUUUUUGUCUUUGUUGCCUUUAGAUCCGUUUAUGUUUUAUGCCUGGUUGUUAAGGUUGAAGACCAAUGUUUCAUGAAGCAUGCUGAUGAUGAUAUGAAUAAGCUUAGCUACUUCAGACA